GUUGAGCGGCUUUCGCUGUUGCAUGAGCUGCGGGCGCGUUGAGCAUUUGCGGCAAAAUCUGCGACCAUUCUGCGAGACAGCAGACACUUCAAUUGCAGCUGCCCCGUAGACGCGCGCGUUCUGUUUGUGUUGUGUUUUUGUGUGUUUCGUGUGUGUGUGUUUGUGUAGUUGGUGUGAAUUUUAUAAAUAAAUCGCGUGGCGUGAAAGUGAAAUGCGUUGCAAGCAGCAUAACUAAGCACAAGUGGAUGCCACACAGCAUAAACGAGACGCAAUUAAGUGAAAAAUUUCUAAAAUAAAGUAAAGCAAGUCAGGUUUUUGUUGUUGUUUAUCUAUUGAAAGCGACGCCGCCGCCGUCGCCGUCGCCGCUCAACUGGAAGGCGCGGCAGCAUCAAACCGAAACCUGAAACUGAAAUUGAGCGAACAACAACAACAACAUCAACAAAAGCGACAACAAGGCGCGUCCUUGAGCUCAUAAUUAAAACACCUGUUCAAGCGCAGCAACAACAACAACAAAGACAACAACUUUGGCAAGAGCAUUUCUGGCUCUAAUUCUCUUCCUCUCAAUAAAAACAACAACAACAAAAGGGAGAUGAAUAAUUUCACAACGACAACGGCCGCCGUGCCCAAAAAGGACGCACUGCCUCGAUCAGGGCACGUUACAGAGGUUUGCAAGGAAUGGCUCGUGCGUGAGGACGGCGCCCUGGCCUACAAGCUGCAGUCCCAGGAGAUUAACGACUUUUAUAAGGGCAAUCGCUAUAGGAACGCGGUGGUGCGCGAAGAUUUCCCCACGGCUCUGCAUGAACAAAUCAAGGAAACGGAACAGGCCCAGCGUCAGGUGGAGGCCUACAGAAGACGCCUCACCGAACAGGAGGAGCACGACAAAUGCAUUGCCAAAGAAAUUGCCGACAAGCUGGAACGCGAUCUGCAGGAACAGCAGCAAAAGGAGCUGCAGCAAAGCGAGCUAAUAGCACAGAAAAUGCAGGAAAUCUAUGUGAAUCUGCCGCCCGUGCCGCCGCCAGCAACGCGGGACAAGAGCCGCCCGCCGCCGCGACCAGCCAAAGCAAGUAUACGCCAGCAACAGCUGCAACUGCAGCACGAAUCGAAUGGCAGCCUUGAGCCCAGCACCUCACAGCAAGCUAGAUUUGUCAGUCAGCAACACUUUUCACAAACAGACAACUAUGUAGGACUCUCGCUUAUACCAAAUAUUGUUGAUAUGCCAGCAACAGCAGCAGCAACACCCACUAGACUACACAACACACAUGCACCACACAAUCAGCUGCUGUUGAAAUUAUCGCCAGAGAAGUACGAUCAAAUGGUGGGCAACUUUGCGCUGGGCAAUGCGAAGGCCGCCGAGCGGCACAUGCAGCAGCACGCCGACGACAUUGAGCUCUACGUGGAUCCCUGCGAUUAUGCCAGUCUGCGCGAGAUUGGACUGCCGCCCGAGGAGCUGCACGAGCUGAGCAAGAAGCUCAAGCAGGAGCAGAAGGAUGAGCUGCUGGCGCGUCGCCUGCAGGCGAUCGAGAGCAAGGAUAGCGUGCGGCAGGAGAUACGCGAUCGCAUGCUGGCCAUCGAGGCGCAGGACAAGGAACUGGCCAAGAUGCUGCAGGAGCGCGAGAAAGCCAAAAUGAAGCGCGCCAAGGAGAAGGCGCGCCUGCGCAAAUCGCAGCAGAAGGAAGCAGGAGCUGGCGGCGCAGCUGGCAACGGGGUAAAUAGCCUGCUCUGCGGCACGAACGGCUCGCAUUGCGGGCCGCUGCUGGCGCUGCCACAGGACUGCCUGUCCGUCGCACAAGCGCCAGACGAUAUCGAUGUGGAGGCCUAUUCGAAUCCCAUAGAUGUGCUCAACAGCAGUCGCGAGCAGCGCCAGCCCAAUGGCACCCUGACUAACGGCAGUCUCGGGCGGGACAGCGGCUCCUCGCACGGCGGAUCGAUGCAGCGGCAACAGCGACAGGCGGCGGCUGCGGCCAGCAGUCUGACACGCGGCGAGGAUGACAUCUAUACGCUGCCCGUGGACAGCUGUCGGCCGGGCGGACACGGCGCUCAGCGGCCCAUCUCGCUGCACCUGGCCGCGGAGUCCGUGCAGCAUAAUUCCAUGACGCGUUCGGAGCACUUUGGCUCGGAGGCGGGCUCCCAUGACAGCACGCUGUCCAGUGGCCACGAUGUCGGGCCGCAUCUGAAGUACUCCAAGUCCGGCAACUUUGGUAUAUAUAUCAAAGCGCCAGCCCCACGCCGCCUUAUAUGCCAAUUCAGGGUACGCGCCGAUCGAAUUCAAGUGAAGAUCGUAAAAAGAAACUGAAGGACAACAAGUGCACGCAUCAGUGAAGCAGGAAGCAGCUGCUUCCUUAUUUACUAUUAUUAAUUAUUUUCUCAAAAGCAAUGCAAUUGUUCAGCUCACAUCAACUUUCAUAGACACACACAACUAUAAUUUUUAAUUAUAAACGUAGCUUUUGCAUAAGCUUUAUUGUAAUCCCUGUUGUGCAUGGUAUCAGAUAACAGAUAACAGAUAAUAGAUAACUCAGUUAUGGGUUUAAAAUAAAUGUUUGUUAAUAAGUCAA
Messenger RNA from Drosophila montana, 2552 nucleotides. Its product is annotated as mediator of RNA polymerase II transcription subunit 15. Lineage: Eukaryota; Metazoa; Arthropoda; Insecta; Diptera; Drosophilidae. The record is from RefSeq and is a predicted model, not a curated record. The transcript has 10 exons. The coding region runs from base 590 to 2293 and encodes 567 amino acids.